AUGCUGAAAAUAUCUGUUCUGAAGGUGGAGAACCCAUCGUGCCUCUGGGGUGCCAUUUGGGGUCUCAGCGGUGAUGUGGAGACUUCAGAACUUUACAAAAAGCUACAUUUUCAGAUGAACCUCUUCUACCGUGGUGCCACGCAGGACGUGUGCACGCUAAAGCCUACGUCGUUGGAGGAAGGAGGGGUGUAUGUGGUGUACUGGGCGGAAAAGAAGUUGUGGUGUCGGGCCGUGGUGGAGUCGAUCUUCGUGGACUCGGUUUCCUGUCAAGCUUGGUGCUUUCUGGUCGACCACGGAGAGCGAGUCGUCGUCCCCUCAGAGCAGAUCCGGGUGGCAAUGGAGGACUUCCUUCAGCUGCCUUUCAGGGUGCGAAGGUUCCACCUGGCGGGAAUCAAACCAACAACCCUGCGAGUGUCUCUGCUUGAGGAGAAGGCAGAGCUCAAACCGUCAGCUCGGUGGGACAGCUCUGCCACGCUCUUCCUGCACAAGCUGCUGCAAGCAUCGACCCUAAAGGAGGCCGUGCUGCUUGAACCCGAGUCAGACUCUACCCCUAUCAAGCUUUACGUGACCGUUGGUGACAUCAAGAUCUGUGUUAAUGACGACUUGGUGGCGAAGAGGUUUGCCUACUACAGCACAAAAUCAGGUGACGGCCUGGAGGAGGGAGACCGACUUCCUGUGAUGCUGUCCUACAGCAUCUUAACCCAGAGCGUCUCCCCGGUCUCAAACAAGCCGACAGCACAAACCCAGCCGCCUCCCGAUCAGCAGAUCCUGGUUGAAGCUGGGGGGGCAGCUGAUUGGCUUACAGCUCCUUCCCUGUCUCCUCAGAUUGUACAACACAAGCUGGUGAAGGCUGGAGGUGAACAUCGGUCAGUGGUCACAAAACAACAGCUGUCUCCAAACAGCCAAUCAGGGAGCGGCUCAGACGCAGCUGAGAGCAGCUCGUCAGACGACGCAGACUCGUCUCUGGCUGCAGCCCUCACUAAAAACCUUCAGCUGUUCAGGUUUCUACAGUUUAUGAAGCCUGGCAGCAGUUCCGAGCUGGCAGCUCCCCAGGUGAGUGCAUUUUCCAACAUUGCAGGUGCAGGUUGGACCAACCAGGUCCUAACAGCUGAGCCCGCCGUCUACUCCAGCGGUGUCAGCAGGGGGCGCUCAUUAAUGUACACAUGUCGUGCAGGCAUGAAUCCUCCUCAAGUCUGUCCCAGCAGUGAGAAACCAGGAGCUAAGAAUCUUCAGAGCUGUCAGGCUGAAUCUUUGGUGGAUGAAGAGGCAAGCAGCUCCAGCACAUCUGUCGCCUCGGCUCCAGCAGAGGAGACCCAGAGCAGUGAGAAGGACUGGGCCUGUGCACGCCUGUUGGAGUUGUUGAAUCCACAGGCUCUGAACCCCGAUCCCGACGCCGAAGACGCUGUGGUUUCUCCCCUCGACCCCUGCCGGAGUGGGAUUCUGGUGCACGCUACCUUCCCAGCAGAGCCGUGGAUCAGUGUGAAUGACACCGCCAUCGCAGACACCCUCUGCUGGGUGCAGCGGAAGCAGUACAGCACUUUGUCUCCAGCUGACUGUUACAGCUGGCCAGCUGUGGCCCGAGGAUGCCAUACCCUUGUUAUCUCCAGCAGCGCAGACCAGCCACUCAGCUACCUUACCCCACUCCUUACCCACAUCAUCCUGAACUCCAUCUUCACUUCCCACACCUCCAGCUCAGGGCCCAUAGCUGUGCUGCUGUGUCCCGGUUGGGAGAAGGUCCAAGCUGUUUAUGACCUCCUGGGGGUGAGUAAGGUCUCCCAAAAGCUCUACCCCACAACUGUGCUGCUGGGCAUCGGCAAGGACGAGGCUAAGAGUGUCAAGAUCCCCAAAAACUGCCUGCUGUUGGUGACCACUCCUUUCAGUCUGGUCCGUCUGCUGUCCUGCCACUGCUUCCUCUUCCUGCGGCUGUGCCACCUGGUGCUGGACGAAGCUGACCAGCUCUUCAGUCUGGCUCCAGAUGAGAUGACGACCAUCUUGCAGCAUUUCCAGGUCACCUCUGACAAGGAAAGUGAUUCCUGUCCUCCGCAGCUGAUUGUUGUAGCCAAAAGAUGGACAAAUCACAUGGAGGGUUUGUUAUCCACUUACAUGCCAUGCCCCAGCAUCGUCAUAAGUGUUCCUGAGGAAGCCGCGCUCUACGGUAACGUUCAGCAGGUCAUCCUCAUGACUCUGGAGAUCAGUAAGAUCUCAGUCCUGUUGGGAACGCUUGGCUUCAGCCCCGACGUCGGCCAGAAGACGCUGAUCGUAGCAAACUCCUUUCAGGAGGUCGAAGAUGUGUUCAAGGCUGUGAGCACCAGGUCAGUUUUCUGCCUCAAGAUCCACGAAGGGUUAACUCAUGACAUGGACUUUGUGCUCGAGCAGUGGAAGAAGGACAUCGGCCCUGGCACUCACAUUAUUCUCGUAACCACCGACAAUUGUCUCAAGGGUCUGGAUAUCAGAGAUGCGACCUGCGUCGUCCAUUACAGUUUCCCCUCCUCUCCUAAGCUCUUUGGCAGCCGACUCUUCUGCAUGGCUGAAAACUUCAGGAACUUCUCAAAACGAGAUCAAAUGAGGAGCAGCUCAGCCGUCACCAGGUCGGUGCUGCUGAUCUCAGAAAGGAACGCCCGCCACGUCAUUGGGGUUCUGCGUUACCUGGAAAGGGCAAAUGACCUGCUGCCCCCCGAGCUGCUGACCUUCGCACAGGGGGUACAAAUGGCACGCGAGGACCAGAAAACAGAGCGCCCCCUCUGCAGCUACCUGAAGAGUUUUGGCGUGUGCAGAAACAAUGGCAUUUGUCCUGAACGCCACUGCUUCAUCUCACAGCUGGAUCAGUCCAAACUGCCGGCAUCUGGAGUCAUAGAAGUUGUACCGCUCUACAUAAAGACAGCGUCAGUCUUCUGUGGCCGUAUCGUCGAGAAGGAGGACGGAGGCUUUGAGAAAAUGGCCUCUGAGAUGGCUUCGUACUACGCAGAGAAGAAGCUUGGAGCCAGAAAGCUGCUGGAAGGAGGAUUGUACGCUGUGCAGGAGGACGAUGUCUUCCACAGGGUGAAGCUCCUCUCUGUGCCCGACAGAGGCGGACGGCUGUUUUUCUGCGUAGUUGUUUGCUUCAUUGACAUGGGAAAGGAGGAGGAGGUGAAAUCCCAUCAGAUCCUCGAGCUGCCGGAGCAGUUUCACUCUCUGCCUGGACAGGCCGUAGAGAUCGUUGUCUGCCGGGUCAAACCAAUUGAUUCUGAGACCAGCUGGCACCCCAAGGUUACCAGAGCCAUCAGCCAGAAGAUCCGCGGACUUCAGCAUCGAGCCAGAGUAGUUCUCAGCCUGGGAAACACAGUUUUUGUUGAUCCAAUGGUUCGGGUCACCCAGAUUCCAGGAAUGAAAACUGUCAUCAAUGAAUACAACGUCCAGGCGGAGAUCCUGAAGACCGGGAUGGGAAUCAGGAACCCGGAGCAUGUGGACCUGCUGAGGGCGCUGUGUGAGGAGAACAGCAGCAGCAAGGAUGAAGGUCACAUGCUUGGAGAUAAUAUUACAUCUCUGGAGGAUGUCAGGAUUACAGCUGAGGAAGAAGUUCUGGCCAACAACUUCAAGGCUCCAGACCUUUCUCCACUAGAGGCAAUGAGGUCAGGAAACCAGCCCCUGGUCCCAGCACCUACAGACCACCUGGUCCCAGUGUGUGAUCAGAACUCCCAGUCAGAGAGUGAGGGUGGUUUUGGACAGAGAAACACUGAUAAGAAGUCAGCUGAGCAGAUGGAGAGCACCAGAGAUGGAGACGUUUUCCCAUCAACCAGCUACACUGCUGCUCUGAACCUGCAUGAAGAAGGGCACGUGUAUACAGGUGUGCAGGAAGGCGCUGAUCAAAGCAGCAGGCAGCAGGUCAUCAGCACAGGCUCUGAUGAUGCUUCACGAAGUUUCCACCCUCUGAUCCGCUGGUACCAGACGCCCGACUCUGCGAUUGUCACCGUGAAGCUGGCAAACCCGGAGAACCAGCGCUGCGACUUCUGCUCGGACCGAGUUAUUUACAGUGGCAGCGUGAACGGUCGGUUCUACAGAGCUGACCUGGAGCUUCACUACGAAAUCGCAGCUGACGUUUGCUGCUGGGAAAUGAAAUCCAAUGAACCAGUUCUCAAACUGGUCAAGCAGCAGCCGGGAACCUGGGACAAACUCCUCAGAAACAAGAAUAUAUUUGUGAGUUAUGACAUGGAGCACUUUGACGGUGAGGAUGAGGAUGGAGUACCAAAUGGUCAGUGGUUUGUGGAGAACACGGGUGAAGAUGACUGGUAUAGGAACUCGGAGAGCAGCAGUGAGAGCGACGACUUCUUAUAACAUCCUCCAACCACU
Molecule: messenger RNA, 4326 nt
Organism: Pelmatolapia mariae (spotted tilapia)
Lineage: Eukaryota; Metazoa; Chordata; Actinopteri; Cichliformes; Cichlidae
Gene: tdrd12
Product: tudor domain containing 12
Exons: 35
Coding region: 1-4311 (1436 amino acids)
Biological process (GO): germ-line stem cell division
Source: RefSeq, a predicted model, not a curated record